AAAAGAUACACUAUAUUUCCAAAAGUAUUGGGAUUCCCCUCCAAAUCAUUGGAUUCAGGUGUUCCUAUCACCUCCAUUGCCACAGGUGUAUAUAAAUUCAAGCACCUAGGCAUGCAGACUGCUUUUACAAACAUUUGUGAAAGAAUGGGUCGCUCUCAGGAGCUCAGUGAAUUCAAGUGUGGUACCGGGAUAGGAUACCACCUGUGCAAUAAGUACAUCCGUGAAAUUUCCUUGCUACUAAAUAUUCCACAGUCACCUGUAAGUGGUAUUAUAACAAAGUGGAAGCAACUGGGAACAGAAAGGUCAUGUAAAUGACAGAGCAGGAUCAGCACAUGCUGAAGCGCACAGUGCGCAGAAGUUGCCAACUGUCUGCAGAGUC
Staurois parvus is the source of this 379-nucleotide messenger RNA. Lineage: Eukaryota; Metazoa; Chordata; Amphibia; Anura; Ranidae. The record is from the annotation of a GenBank genome assembly.